CAGUAAGAAAAAAAAAAUCACGAAUAAUCUGCUCCAGCGUUCAGUAUCGCGCUCACGACAAUCUUUCAAAUUUCAUAGUUAUUUUCUGGUGAAAGUAAAUUGGGGGUUUAAUUCAGAUGGCGGACGGAGAAACAUUCGCUUUCCAGGCUGAGAUCAACCAGCUAUUGAGCUUGAUCAUCAACACAUUCUACAGCAACAAGGAGAUUUUCCUCCGUGAAUUGAUCAGCAACGCCUCCGAUGCCUUGGACAAGAUCCGAUUCGAGGGUUUGACCGACAAGAGCAAGCUCGAUUCUCAGCCGGAGUUGUUCAUUCGUCUCGUGCCCGAUAAGGUUAACAAGACUCUUUCGAUUAUCGACAGUGGAAUCGGCAUGACUAAAGCAGAUCUGGUGAACAAUUUGGGGACAAUUGCGAGGUCGGGUACAAAGGAGUUUAUGGAAGCUUUGCAAGCUGGUGCUGACGUGAGCAUGAUCGGGCAGUUUGGUGUUGGUUUCUACUCUGCUUACCUUGUUGCAGAGAAGGUGAUUGUCACCACCAAGCACAAUGACGACGAACAGUACAUUUGGGAAUCGCAAGCUGGUGGUUCAUUCACUAUUACAAGGGAUGUUGAUGGUGAGCAGCUUGGCAGGGGAACUAAGAUCACUCUCUUCUUGAAGGAAGAUCAGUUGGAAUACCUUGAGGAGAGGAGGAUCAAGGAUCUUGUGAAGAAGCACUCUGAAUUCAUUAGCUACCCCAUCUACCUAUGGACUGAGAAAACAACUGAAAAGGAGAUUAGCGAUGACGAAGAUGACGAACCAAAGAAGGAAGAUGAAGGCGAUAUUGAGGAGGUAGAUGAGGAGAAAGAGAAAGACAAGGGGAAGAAGAAGAAGAUCAAGGAGGUUUCCCAUGAAUGGGAGCUCAUCAACAAGCAGAAGCCCAUUUGGCUCCGAAAGCCGGAGGAGAUAACAAAAGACGAAUACGCCUCCUUCUACAAGAGCCUGACAAAUGAUUGGGAGGACCAUCUUGCUGUCAAACACUUCUCUGUCGAGGGUCAGCUUGAAUUCAAAGCCGUUCUUUUUGUCCCGAAGCGGGCCCCGUUUGAUCUCUUCGACACCCGCAAGAAGAUGAACAACAUCAAACUCUACGUUAGGAGAGUGUUCAUCAUGGAUAACUGCGAGGAGCUCAUCCCAGACUACCUCGGAUUUGUCAAAGGUGUGGUGGAUUCUGACGACUUGCCGCUCAACAUCUCCCGUGAGACUCUGCAGCAGAACAAGAUUUUGAAGGUUAUCAGAAAGAAUCUUGUGAAGAAGUGCAUUGAAAUGUUCAACGAGAUUUCUGAGAACAAGGAGGAUUACAACAAGUUCUACGAGGCGUUUGCCAAGAAUUUGAAGCUGGGCAUCCACGAAGACAGCCAAAACAGGGCUAAGUUGGCUGACCUGCUCAGAUAUCACUCGACCAAGAGUGGAGACGAGUUAACUAGCUUGAAGGACUAUGUGACAAGAAUGAAAGAGGGUCAAAAGGACAUUUACUACAUAACGGGCGAAAGCAAGAAAGCCGUUGAGAAUUCUCCCUUCUUAGAGCGGCUCAAGAAGAAAGGCUACGAGGUUCUAUACAUGGUGGAUGCAAUAGACGAGUAUGCUGUGGGGCAGCUCAAAGAGUACGACGGCAAGAAGCUGGUUUCCGCCACUAAAGAAGGAUUGAAGCUAGAAGAUGAAACCGAGGAGGAAAAAAAGAAAAAGGAGGAGAAGAAGAAGGCAUUCGAGAGCCUCUGCAAGGUUAUUAAAGACAUUCUCGGAGACAGGGUCGAAAAAGUUGUUGUUUCAGACAGGAUUGUCGAUUCGCCUUGCUGUCUGGUGACAGGGGAGUACGGUUGGACUGCGAACAUGGAGAGGAUAAUGAAGGCUCAGGCUUUGAGGGACAGUAGCAUGGGCUCUUACAUGUCGAGCAAGAAGACGAUGGAGAUUAAUCCUGAUAAUGGCAUUAUGGAAGAGUUGAGGAAGAGAGCUGAGGCGGAUAAGAACGAUAAAUCGGUUAAGGAUCUUGUGAUGCUGCUGUUUGAGACUGCUUUGUUGACUUCUGGUUUUAGUUUGGAUGAUCCGAAUACGUUUGCUUCGAGGAUUCAUCGGAUGUUGAAGCUUGGUCUGAGUAUUGAUGAGGUGGAGGAGGAAUCAGGUGAGGAUGUGGAGAUGCCUGGUUUGGAGGAAGAGGGUAAUGAGGAGAGCAAGAUGGAGGAGGUUGAUUAAAUGGUGAAAAUAGAAUGGCAAUUGGAUAUAGAUUUUCUGAACAGUUUUCUGAGUUUUAGUUUUGUUUUCAGAGAGGUUGAAAAAGAUUCUCACUCAAAAAAAAAAAAAAAAAAAAAAAGAUUGUCAAGUUUCUGUUGUCUUUUUCCUUUUCGUAUUACUUAAAUUUGAUGGUGAUGUAUCUUGGUUGGUUGCUUUACUGCAAUUCAUGUUCAAAA
This is a messenger RNA of Erythranthe guttata (spotted monkey flower), 2434 nucleotides long. RefSeq names its product heat shock protein 83. Gene Ontology annotation, biological process: protein folding. The record is from RefSeq and is a predicted model, not a curated record. Gene Ontology annotation, molecular function: ATP-dependent protein folding chaperone; ATP binding; ATP hydrolysis activity. Lineage: Eukaryota; Viridiplantae; Streptophyta; Magnoliopsida; Lamiales; Phrymaceae.